Molecule: messenger RNA, 2027 nt
Organism: Brienomyrus brachyistius
Lineage: Eukaryota; Metazoa; Chordata; Actinopteri; Osteoglossiformes; Mormyridae
Gene: mars2
Product: methionyl-tRNA synthetase 2, mitochondrial
Exons: 3
Coding region: 122-1897 (591 amino acids)
Biological process (GO): methionyl-tRNA aminoacylation
Molecular function (GO): ATP binding; methionine-tRNA ligase activity
Source: RefSeq, a predicted model, not a curated record
CUUUACCGUCGCAUGGACUGGAAAGGGGAGUGGAAUUACACUUUUUGCGACCGUGGUGUUUCAUCAUCCCGUUUAAUUAAAUGAAAGGUGAAUUGCUCUCAAAACAGUGAACUGUCUUACCAUGGUGCUGCGGAAUGUUUUUACCGUACGCAUUUUAAAGACUGCAACAUGGACCCCCACGCGUGUGUCCAGGGGCAGCGGCUUUGCACGGAGUCCGAUUCGACCUUGUGCUUCAGGCUGCAAGACGGUUUCCGACGAGCUUCAUUUCAUCACCACCCCGAUUUUCUACGUCAACGCCGCUCCCCACAUCGGACACUUGUAUUCCGCAGUCAUAGCCGACUAUUUGCACAGGUACAUGCUCAUGUGUGGUGUCACAUCCAAGUUCUCCACUGGCACUGAUGAGCAUGGGUUAAAAAUCCAGCAGGCGGCUGCCUGUGCCGGAGAGGAUCCUCUGACCUUCUGCACUGAGGUGUCGGGACAGUUCAGGCACCUCUUUGAAAAGUGUGACAUCUCUUACACGGACUUCAUCAGGACGACAGACGAGAGGCACCGCCGUGCCGUGGAGCAGUUCUGGGCUGUGCUGCAGCGGGGAGGCCACAUCUACAAGGGCACUUAUGAAGGCUGGUACUCCACACAGGAUGAGAGCUUCCUCACGCCCACCCAGGUCGGUGACAGCACCGACUGUGAUGGAACGGCCAUCAAGGUUUCACUCGAGAGCGGCCACAAGGUGGAGUGGAUGAAGGAGAAGAACUACAUGUUCCGGCUGUCGGCGUUCCGACACGCACUGCAGCGCUGGCUGGCCGAGACCCCCGGGGCCAUCCAGCCAGAACGCUUCCGGCACACCGUCCUCCAGUGGCUGCAGGACGAGCUACCUGAUCUGUCUGUGUCACGUCAGCGGGGGCGCCUGCAGUGGGGUGUGCCGGUGCCUGGGGACCCCGAGCAGACGGUUUACGUCUGGCUUGAUGCCUUGGUGAACUACCUGACGGCGGCUGGCUUCCCGGAGCAGCAGCCUCGCUGGUGGGCCGCGGCUCGUCACGUUAUCGGCAAAGACAUCCUGAAGUUCCACGCCAUCUACUGGCCGGCUUUUCUGCUAGCGGCCGGGCUGCCCCUCCCCCGGGCGAUCCUAGUGCACUCCCACUGGACCGUGGAGGGACAGAAGAUGUCUAAGAGCCGCGGGAACGUGGUGAAGCCCCUGGAGGCAUCCAGGCUUCUCACGACGGAUGGCCUGCGCUACUUCCUUCUCCGCCAGGGCGUGCCGGACUCCGACUGUGACUUUUACGAGGAUAAAGCCGUGAAGCUGCUAAAUAGCGAGCUUGCUGACACCCUCGGGGGGCUCCUGAACCGCUGCACGGCCCUCUCACUCAACCCCGAGCAGGUGUACCCCCGCUUCUGUGCCACAUCUUUCCCGAGGGAGGGGGCGGCUGGCGUGGGGGGAAGGACGGUGCCUGAGGACUACGCCAUGCUGGAGUCGGUGGAGGCGCUGCCCGGCCUGGUGGCCCAGCACUACGAAUCGCUGCAGGCCUACAAGGCCUUGGAGGGGGUGGCGGCAUGUGUGCGGCACACGAACGGUUUUAUCCAGCGGCACACACCGUGGAAGCUGGACCGUGGCUCCCCCGGCGACCGCUGCUGGCUGGACACCAUCCUGCACGUCUCCUUGGAGAGCCUCCGGAUCUACGGCAUCCUCCUGCAGCCUGCGGUGCCCCUGCUGGCGGACAAGCUCCUGUCACGUUUGGGGGUGAGUCCUGAGGAGCGGGCCUGGGGGAACCUCUGCUUCUUGGCCCGGCAUCGGGGAGACGCCUGCCCCUUUGAGGGCAGGGCCCUGGGCCCCGACACGGGGCUGUUCUUCCCCCGGCUGGACAGACCGAAGGCCAGCAAGAGUGACUCCAAAAGCAGGUAGAAAACAGCCCCAUCUAAGCAACAAUAAAGGAAGGUUUGAAGUGGUUGGGUUAUUUUUUUCCUUUUUCUCUGACUUAAUCCCUUUUUGUAAAAAAGAUGCAAUAAAUUUAUUAAACGUAUUUUUUGAUUUU